This is a messenger RNA of Sabethes cyaneus, 2966 nucleotides long. Its product is annotated as peptide transporter family 1-like. Gene Ontology annotation, biological process: oligopeptide transport; transmembrane transport. NCBI's taxonomy places the organism in Eukaryota, Metazoa, Arthropoda, Insecta, Diptera, Culicidae. Gene Ontology annotation, cellular component: membrane. The transcript is spliced from 5 exons. The coding region runs from base 649 to 2826 and encodes 725 amino acids. Gene Ontology annotation, molecular function: dipeptide transmembrane transporter activity. The record is from RefSeq and is a predicted model, not a curated record.
GUGUGAUUCACCCGGCGCUAGCAGGUAGUUUAUUGCAAACUACUUGACCAAAUUUUCGCGAGUGAUUAACUGUAUAUUUGCUGGUUGUUUGUUUGUUUUGCUCCGAAUUUCACUUUCUAUGCAUUUAUCGUUAUUCUUUUCGACAAAAUCGCAAAACCUGCCGCGCGCACCAUCAACCAGUUGCAUCACGCAUCUUCUUCGAUGCGGAAUUGAUAGGAAUCGAUGCUAUAGUGUGAGGGGUUAAUCAAAUUGUUCGUUAAUUUUAGGCAGUUGGAAAAUGGAGAAGUAACGAACAUCGGUGUCUGCUCGUGACGCCACACCGUGAUCAUACUGCAGAUCAAUAAACCCGCGCUGCAUGGAAAAGAAACGUUACCAAAUUGGUGCACUUUCCCCCCAAAAUCAAGCCGAAACAGUGAUCCGUGAACCGUGUUGAUAGUGGAACAGUUACUUCAGUGUAGUUUUGGGAUAACAAAUGUGAUUUUGACAAAGUGAAUGCAGACUUGAGUGUAUUUUCGAUUAUCGAAUUAUCGAAAGCAGCUCAUUUGAAGGGAAUUCAGUGCAGUGCAGAAGCAAAACCUAAUAAUAAUUACGGAGCCAACUAUAUUCAGCGGUAAAACGGCGCUUAACGAAACACCACGAUAAGGCAACAUGGUUUCGACCCGAUUCGAAGUAUCUAGCUCACCGCCUGUUCGGUACCCAAAAUCAAUUUUUUUCAUAAUCAGCAACGAAUUCAGCGAGCGUUUCAACUACUAUGGCAUGCGAACUGUGCUGGCGCUCUACCUCACCCAGAAGCUCAACUACGAUGACGACACAGCCACCGUAAUAUAUCACAUCUUUACCAGUUUAGCAUACUUCUUUCCGUUGAUGGGUGCCAUUCUAGCCGACAGUUGGCUGGGCAAAUUCAAAACGAUCCUCUACCUUUCGAUGGUGUACUGCGUUGGAAGCACGGUGAUAGCGCUGGGUGCCAUACCGCCGCUCAACUUACCGGCCACGUCAAUGACCGUGCUGGGACUGCUGUUCAUAGCCGUUGGGUCCGGCGGUAUCAAACCCUGCGUUUCGGCAUUCGGUGGAGAUCAAUUCAAAAUACCGGAGCAAGCAGUUCAACUGGCGAAAUUUUUCUCGCUGUUUUACUUUGCAAUUAAUGCUGGUUCGCUUAUCUCCACGACGUUAACUCCUAUCUUGCGUGAGGAUGUGCAUUGCUUCGAUGAUCCUGACUGUUUCUCUCUGGCAUUUGGCGUGCCUGCGCUUCUGAUGAUUCUCUCGAUCAUUGUGUUCGUCUGCGGGAAAGCUAUGUACACGAUCAACAAACCGGCUGGCAAUAUGGUAGUUCUGGUUUUCAAAUGCAUUGGAAAUGCUCUGUCAACGAAGGUAAAAGAGCGUGACAUAAAUCCACGAAGUCACUGGCUGGACUACGCCGAAGCGAAAUAUGGAAGGCAGAUAGUGGCUGAUAUCAAAUCGCUUAUGAAAAUUCUAAUCCUAUACAUUCCACUGCCCGUGUUUUGGGCUUUAUUCGAUCAGCAAGGAUCGCGAUGGACUUUCCAAGCGACGAGAAUGAGUGGCGAAAUCGGAGCGUUUACUAUUAAGCCAGAUCAGAUGCAGGUCAUCAAUCCACUGCUAAUCCUUGCAUUUAUACCGUUCUUCGAAGGAUUAGUUUACCCCGUGCUGGAAAAAGUAGGUAUUAAAACCCCGCUCCAGAAACUCUCAUUCGGAGGUUUAUUGGCGGGAGCAGCAUUUGUUUUGUCGGGUUUCGUUGAGAUUGCUUUGGAUAAAACCAAUGCGAUUGUACCGAUGCCAACGGAGUCUCAAUUGCGCAUUUACAACGGUCUUCCGUGUGAUUAUCACUUUAAAAGUGAUAUACCCGAUUUCAACAAUUUCACCGUGCAAUCACUCGGAGCGUUCGAGGCUAUUCAUGUGUCCACGGAGUCGAACACAACUUUUCGCUUCACAGCAGAAACCACGGAAGCUUUCUGUCUGAAGGCUAACAUGUCAAAUGUGUCUGGAACAUUUUAUCUGAAUCCUGGACACGCAGUUAGCUACUUUAUCAACCAGAAAGGUAACAAAGUAAAUCUGGUUGAAUAUACUGACUCGACGGAAAAAGAUAAACGAGGGUUGCCUAGAGUGAGGAUUUUGCCAAAUAUUAAAACCACUAAAAGAAUAAUGAUGAAAAACACGAUGAUAACUGAUGCGCAAUAUAAUGUUUCGUUAAGCAACUCCGAUCAACUCACCGUUGCCGAUGGAGAGUAUGACCUGUACAACGAUAAUGGAACUAGAAAAAUUGCUUCUGUCAAGUUGGAUCUGGGAGGAGUUUACACAAUUGUAUUGCAUGAAGUUUUGGAGAACGAAUUUACACUUCAAAGACACAUCGUAACUCCUCCAAAUUCCCUGCACAUGCUCUGGCUGGUUCCCCAGUACGUAGUCAUCACUGCAGGCGAGGUGAUGUUCUCAAUUACUGGCCUGCAGUUUUCCUACUCGCAAGCACCGGAAAGCAUGAAGUCAGUCAUCCAGGCGUUCUGGUUACUAACGGUUGCCAUCGGUAAUAUGUUGGUCGUAUUCAUAGCUGAGGCUAAGUUUGUCCAGUCCCAGUCGAUCGAGUUCUUCCUGUUUGCGGUGCUAAUGUUCCUUGAUAUGGCUCUCUUUAUGGUACUGGCAAUGAAAUACAAAUACAGUGAACACAUGGAGGACGACAUCGAAACCGGCGAUAGCAAAGAACUACCGGAUAACAACAUGCUAGAGGAUGUUCCUUCCAAACUGGAUCAAGGCCCACUGGAGAAAGGUCUGCCUACCAUUAAGGCAACUUACACAAACGAAGCGUACCGAGAAGACUGAAUGUUAUUUGUAUAUUUAAAUUUCGAAACGAAUUUACCAUUAUGUUAAAUUUAAUUUUUAAUUCAUUCUUUGCUGUUUAUUUUUCUUUGUUUUUUGAAUGCAAAUUUUCUGUCAAAUAAUUUCUUUAGAUCAAAGAAAAC